UAAGAAAUCACUUUCAGUCCCAUAACGUCAACAAGUCGGCGAGUGCGAGCGACUGCUGGAUAUUUCCUGCAGAAUUUUACAAACUGAAUUCAGAACAUCUAUGCUACAUGAACAAUGGAAACACCACAAGAUUGUGGUGAAGUGCUGUCACAACUGCAAGCUCGUCUUGUUAAGAUAAAAGUUGAUCAAAAUGAAGCAGAUGAAUCAUUGUCAAACUUUACACAAGAACAUGGAGAGCUUGUUGAGAGACUUCAGAUCAAAGAACCUAUUCAGCCAUCAGGUGCUAUAUUGAAACACUACAGGUACAUCCUGCCUCUGGUAAAGGAGAUCCACCACAUCGAGCUGAAGAUCAAGGACAAACAAAAGGAAUACGAGAGACGAAAGAUGGAAAAUCAAUUUGUUCAAGAACAAAAUGAUCUUCUCACUGAUUGUCUACCAGCAAGUUACUCCACGUUAAAAAUGUGGUCAGAAAGCCUAAGACAACUGAGAGCAGCCCAUUCAGAGACAGAUAAAAGCUCAACAACUCCCGAGUCCAGCACCGUCAGUAACGUGACCUACUCUCUUGAGCGUCAGGGAGAGAACGUCCUUGAACUUCUGGGGUUCACAGUCCUGUGUCAGCACGUGCACAUUCAAGUGAUGAUCAAGGCUACAUCUUUGUGGCCCUGUGUACACGUCGGACGUCCACAACCUCUCGCUGUGGGGGUCAAGAGCGACACCUUCGUACCUGGGCUCAAAGAAGCUGUCGUGUCAGCUUACAGAGAGAGGCGCAGUGUGACGGAACUUGUCGCCCUUUUGGCUGAAUACAUCACACAAGAUAUGGCGCCUUUUGUUAUUGUCUGCCCCAUGAAAAAAGUGAAAAAGAAAAAGAAAACGAAAAUAAAUGACAAGUAGGCCUAGCCUUUUAUAUAUAUAAAAU
Molecule: messenger RNA, 916 nt
Organism: Aplysia californica (California sea hare)
Lineage: Eukaryota; Metazoa; Mollusca; Gastropoda; Aplysiida; Aplysiidae
Exons: 6
Coding region: 115-891 (258 amino acids)
Source: RefSeq, a predicted model, not a curated record